Lineus longissimus is the source of this 3112-nucleotide messenger RNA. Its product is annotated as TBC1 domain family member 20-like. The record is from RefSeq and is a predicted model, not a curated record. Bases 205 to 1572 code for a protein of 455 amino acids. Lineage: Eukaryota; Metazoa; Nemertea; Pilidiophora; Heteronemertea; Lineidae. The transcript has 8 exons. Gene Ontology annotation, biological process: endoplasmic reticulum to Golgi vesicle-mediated transport; positive regulation of GTPase activity. Gene Ontology annotation, molecular function: GTPase activator activity. Gene Ontology annotation, cellular component: endoplasmic reticulum membrane.
AACACUUUCUGCAAUUUUUAUUUUGCCACCUGACUGUUUUCAAAACCUGCCAAUAUUCACUCAUCGAGACUUAUGGUGUAUUUCAUUUGUGACAAUCUUUUGUUAAUUAAGAACUUCAUGACAAUGUAGAACUUAUAUUUUCCAGUCUUACUUGGAAGGACAAUCCUUCUGAGCCCAACCAAAAGUGAAAAAGGGGCUCAGCCCAUGUCAUUGAUUGACAUUAUGAAUAACCUGAAUGACAAAGACAGCGAUGCCGACAGCAUUUUGAAUUUAGACAACCUGCGUGAUGCCUUGCCAGAGCACGAUCUUAGAACUGUAGAGAAGGGCAGUUCACACACAUCAGGAAAUCAUACGAUUACGAACCAUGUGAGUCCAGCUGCAAAUUUGAAGUUACGAUUCAUCGAAAAUAAUUGUUCACCGAGACAAUCUCAAGAAAACCCAAGAGAUGAAUUCUCCAGACAACAGAAGGUUGUAGCCCUGCACAAAUUGUUGAGCCAUGAGCCUGUUGAUAUUGUCUCGCUCCGCCAAAUGGCAAUCAGUAAAGGUGGUUUCAUCACUGAUGAACUGCGACAAAAGGCCUGGCCAAAGUUGCUUGAUGUUGAUAUCAAUGACAUUCCUUCAAAACCAAAAGAGUCUGUUCUAAAGGCACAUCGAGAUUAUCAGCAAGUGGUCAUGGAUGUCAACAGAUCUCUUAAAAGGUUUCCUCCAGGUAUGGAGGAUGAAGAGCGGUUAGGGCUGCAGGAUCAGCUGGUUGAUACCAUCAUGAGAGUCCUCGUCAGGCAUCCAGAACUCCAUUAUUACCAGGGUUACCAUGACAUUGUCGUGACAUUCCUUCUCGUAGUUGGCGAGGAUAUCACUUUCGCUCUCGUUGACAAGCUUUCGACGCAUCACCUGCGUGACUUCAUGGACCGUACCAUGGAUCGCACCAAUCAUAUGCUCAACUACCUGUACCCUAUCAUUGGGCGGGCGAGCCCUCCUCUCAGAGAGUACAUGGACAAUGCGGAACUCGGUACUAUAUUCUGCCUACCAUGGCUUAUCACGUGGUACGGCCACGUCCUGAGUGACUAUCGACAUGUGGUGCGAUUAUAUGACUUCUUUCUUGCUUGUCAUCCCCUAAUGGCAAUCUACCUGUCUGCUGCUAUUGUACUGUACAGGGAAACCGCGGUGCUUGAAACUGAAUGUGAUAUGGCGAUGAUUCAUUGUUUGCUCUCUAAAAUUCCCUCUGACCUACCGUUGGAGCAUCUAGUCAGUCGAGCAGGAGACUUAUUUGUUCAGUUUCCACCUGGAGAACUUGCACACGAAGCCAAGAAACACUAUCUGCGAAGUUUAACAAUCUUGAACUAUGAAAAGUUUGCUGAAGUUGCCUUCAAUCAGAGACCAGAGUCCAAACUUCUACGGGAAACAUUUGUGGAUGAUGAGGACGAUAUCGUGGAAAAGAAACCAGUGACUCAACCUAGAGGUGAAAGUCGGGCCAAAAAUGUGGCCAGAUAUACUGUUUGGGCCGUCAGUGCUGGAUUGAGUGCUGCCGCUAUUGCUGCUUUCAACACUGCAAUGGAGUGGGAGUGGUUCUAAUUUGUGGACGCUUUUAGAAGUAAUGCAGUCAUCUGCAUCAUUGAAACCGGUUCAACCAAUUUGUAUUCUGGAGAGCGCUACACAGAAAAGGGUUUCAAUUCAGAAUCAAUGUGAACACAGCAUUUAUGAUAUGGAGGUGUGCAAUUCUGGUUCAUGAUGCACUCGUUAUCAGACCAUUUAUAACAUCGUGAUAUGUUCAGGUAAAAAUGUAUGUGCUUGAAUUGCAGCUGUUGUGCUAAAUUCUCUUGCUAGCCUUAGGUUGAAUACCGUAAAAUAGAAAUUUUUCCAGCAUAAAAUCUUUGCGAGCAUGGAGCUUCAGACUUUAGAAUUUGAUGGUUUAUCAUUUAAUCAUGUCUCAAGCCUAUACAUGUACUUGCAUGACGAUAUAUGUGAUCUCAUCAUCCGUGCAGCUAUAGAUGUAUCAGUGUCUUGAUGUCCUUAAUGUUGUAUCUUUAUAAAAUUCAGGCUAAAAAUGUUUAGUUCUUCGUUUUAGAGGUUGAAUGAACACCCAAUGGAUUAAAUAUAAAUAGCAGAUGAGAAACUUAAAAAAACCCAAAAAUCUAAGAGUGACAAAGAAAUUGCUGGUCGAAAAUUGUCAUGCUGGUGGAUAUGUCGUGAUGUUUUUAUCGGAGAAAUUAUUUCUUAUGCAAAAAAUCGCUGUUUUGUGUUUUCACAUGCAAAAUCAUGGGAUUAUUAUCAGAUUUCUCAUCUGAUAUCAUGAGGGUACACUCUCUCCCUGCUACAUGUGCUAUAUGAUACGAUAUAACUUGUUGUGUUUAAGGAAUUGAUACCGAACUGGAGGUAUUGGUUGUCUCACUGAAACCGAGAGGUUACUAAGCUGUAUCAAGACAGCACAUAUAGAAAUAGUGCAGAAAAUAUUAAAAUGUUUGGAUUAUUUGAGGAGAACUCUUUCGAUCAACUCCCACUGAUAUCUGCGCAAACUUAUUUUUCAAUAUGGUGAUGACCGGUAUAGGGGAGACUUCAUCCUUAAAUCUCGUUCCCAGGUAGUAAGGUUUGAUUGGUUGAGAUCUUGAGGGCACAGUUGCCAAGACUGGUGACCAAACAGACCUUUUAUUUAUCAAGGUACCUUAUUGUAGAUGUGCAAUGAUAUCCAUUAUGAUGCUAAUGUCGAAAUGUUGUUUGUUGGUGUAAUAAUUUAUUCAUAAGAAUGAAGGACUACGCCUAUGCCAUUUGUAAAAAAUUUGAAGUUUGUAAUUGAAUUUGAAAAUGUCCAAUUGGGUAAAUAUAGACCGAUAUAAAAAUACUACAAAUACUAAGUUUCAGCAAAUUCGUAUGCAUAAUGACAGCAUUGUGUAUGACUGCAUUUCUAUUUUCCUGGACCACCAGUAAUAACGAACGGCGUAGUCCUUUAAUUACCACAAGGUGGCAGCGUUAGUGCCACCACAAUACAGAACCUCGUGCGAAUAGAAUUCAAUGUGACAUGGGCUGGGUUUUAUUGUAUCAGGGCCGGCAUCAGGGCCUUUGGAACAUAAACUGCCUCAUUGAUGUCCAAUAUAUUGAAUAAAUUGAGAUAAUUUAA